GAAGAUUCACAGCAAUAACCUCAAAAACGAUUUGUUAUUUGAAUACAAAGAUUCAUUUUUCAUCAAAGAAUUUAAUUAUUGACUGACCAUGUCAGAUUAUGAUAAAAGCAAAUCUUCCAAAAAAAAAUUCCAUCCUACAAGAAUUAAGGAGUCUUCCAGCCAUGGAAGAAGUUUUACCAGCAGUAAAACAGAAAGUAUCACUUCAUUGAACUUCGGCAAAGAAUCAGCGAAAGAAUCUUUCAUCACUGAUCCAUCUAUUAAAAAGCAACCUACAAUAUUAUUGAAAACUAGAGAACAUCCUGUUGAAGAAAUAGCAGCGUCUCCAAAACGAGGUACUCACAGAGAAGAACAUGUCAAUAUUUCUAUAGCUUCAUCAUCAAGGGACAGUGAAGCAAAUGCAGUUCCAACACUGAAAUCAAUGGUCAAAUCUAUGAAAUUGAUUGACGAUGGAGUUCUUUGUAGCGAUUCCUUACAAGAUUUUGUAAACGACAAUAAUGAAUUUCUUAUUGUCGGUAUUGUUGGUGCAAAUGGUGUGGGAAAAUCAACCGUUAUGAAUUUACUUGCGCAUAACCAGAUAACCGAAGAUAUAAAAAAAUAUAUUUUCAAGUCAAAUAAGUCAACAGAGGAUCGCAGUGGAGACAUAAAAAUUUUAACUGAGCACCUAGAUAAAAUUGACUUGAGAAGUGAAUCCAAAAUGAAGAAGGAAAUAUUCAAAAUUGAAACAGUUGAAGAUAUUGAAAACUGCUACAACAGAACACAAGGGAUAGACAUUUUCAUCACUUCCAACAGGUUGAUCCUUUUGGACUGUCAACCAUUUGCAUCGGUGUCUGUACUGGAAGAGCUGAUCAAGAGUGAAAGCAAGAGAACAAAUCUCGUCAGCGAAUUCAUUCCGCUGGAAAAUAGUGGAGAGAUUCAAGGACUACAACUAACAUCUUUUUUGAUGUCUGUGUGCCAUGUUUUGAUAUUGGUACAAGACUGGUUUUUUGAUAGUAAUGUGGUAAGAUUCAUUCAAACGGCUGAAAUGCUGAAGCCAACCAUUCCCAAUCCAGAAGAUGAAUUAACUGACUACUUUCCGCAUCUUUUACUAGUUCAUAACAGGGCCCAAAUAGAAGACUUUUCCCCUUCCAAGUUCAAAACUAUGCAAGAAGUCUACAAGAUGUUAUUUCAUAAAUCAAAGCUCAACUUGAAAUCUGGUUUGGGUUUGGGAACGGGACGACUGAUCCAUUAUCUGAAUACUGAGAACUGUGGCGAUUCCAUUAAUUUAUUCCUGAUCCCGGACAUUGAUAUAAAUUCUGAUAUUAUUUACACUGGCCAUCCACCACUCGAAGACAUUGUGAAGAAGCUCAGAGCAAAUAUUUUGGGUUCUACCAGAAAUCCUCUCACCCACGUUCAGUUAACAGAGAAAACAUGGUUGAUUUAUUGUACCAAGGUGUGGGAUACUGUGAAGAAAAGUUCAUUCUUUGUUGAAUAUACAAAACUAAUGCCGUGAAAACAAGGACUGAAAAAAGGAGAGUAGAUCACAAUAACUGUUCCGAGUUAUUGUGAAGAACUAGAAGUGUGAAAGUAAUGCUUCUGGCAUAUUUUCGGUUGGGUGAGAUGAAAAUCUUCCAGCUUGUAUUGUCAGAAGUACAAUUUAAAUUGUGACACAGGUAGGAUGAUGAAGGUUGGUAUGUGAUGGAAUCGACAGAUACUUGAUGAAAAUCAUUAACGUGUUCAAGAAACAAUUGAUUGUGAGAUUUCCACUACACAGUUUUACAAAAACGCAACAGGUGUUUCGCUAUACAAUAGUUUCUUCAGGCGUGUAUAUACUGUAUAUAGCAUAGCAAAACACGCGUUGCAUUUUUGUGAAACUGUGAAGUGAAAAUCUCACACAGUGUUUCUUGAAGAUGAAGGUUGGAUUAUUCUUAUUGUGUUGGUAAUCUUCACUUGUAUGUUGUUACAAAUGAAAGUUGAAUUUCUUAUUUGUAUUAUGAAAAUUACCAUUUCAUGACUAAGUUAUAUUUUUGAUGAAAUUUAAUCAACAUCUUUUUUGUUGAAGAGUCCAGACUUACCAAUAUUCUUACCUUAAAUUUGAAUGUUUUUAUGUCACUAGAAAAACAUUUUUGAAAUUAAGCAAAACAAUAAACGAAUUUUCAAUUCUA
Molecule: messenger RNA, 2141 nt
Organism: Leptinotarsa decemlineata (Colorado potato beetle)
Lineage: Eukaryota; Metazoa; Arthropoda; Insecta; Coleoptera; Chrysomelidae
Product: nonsense-mediated mRNA decay factor SMG9
Biological process (GO): nuclear-transcribed mRNA catabolic process, nonsense-mediated decay
Molecular function (GO): ATP hydrolysis activity; ATP binding
Source: RefSeq, a predicted model, not a curated record